UAUUGCUGCAGUGGAGGCUGCCUCCUGCAUGAGGCUUCGCUAAGGAGUUUCAGUCACAGAGGAAGACGUCCACCGGGAGAACACUGUGUCUGAUUGGCUGAUGACCCUGUGAAGGCCACCAAUCAGACAACAUCCUUGCUGAGUGACUCCGUGUUUCCCUCUCCAUCUCUGAACACACUGUGUCAACCUGCGCAUAUUUUUAUGUUUGCAGCGCUGCAUGCAUGCGAGUGUGUCUGUGUGCAGGAUGCCGAAAUCUGGAGGCGUGAAAGUAGGGGAGGGGCAAGGAUGAGGAUGCUGAAGGAACAGGUCUGAAAAAAAAAGGAGAAGGGUGAUAUAUAGAAGAGGAAAAAAACCCGAGGACAGCGGAGAGAGGACAGAUGCUCAGGAGACAGUGAUAGAGAAAGGCACAGCGAGGAGAGAGAAACGGUGUGCGAGGAGGAGGUGGAGGGGGAGGAAGAGACGCUGAAGCUGAAGGAAGCAGCAGUGUCGUUGCUUUUCACAGGAACCGAGGCAUCUGCCCUCCUCUGUUGCCGUGACGAUGGGCUGCUGGCUCUCUGGACCAUGGAUGGGCGACCAAACGAUGAGUGGGCGGAGUCUAGCACACCUGAGCCAGCGGGACGCUCUGAGGAUCCUGGCAGCCAGUCAGCGUCCAAUCACCAUGCAGAUCAAGAGCCAGAGGGGGCGUGGCAGUGAGGCCGACAGGGGAUCCUGGGAACCCCUUCCACUAAACCUGCAGCAUCUUAACCUGCCCCUCCCACUCAUGGGGGCAGGGCUUAAUGGAUCUAGCCCCUCCUAUCAAGACAGGCAUUAUUACAACCAUCUGUCUCUGCCACAAGAUCACUGUGAUGGAGGACGCUACAGCUACUUGUCUAGCUCCCCACGGGACACUGUGGACAUCGGCCACCAGGAUCUAGAAAUGACUGGUCGUCGGCCAAAGGGACAGAACUGCCUGAUGAGAUGCUGCAACGCCAACUUAGAUGAACACAACGCCUGCCACAGUCAGACUGAUGAUGAGGACUUUAUGAUGGAGAAGCCGCUGGGCUUCCUGCCCCUUCACCAUGAGCUGGACAGUGGUCUGGGAUGGACCGACGGCUCCCUCCACCAGGGUGACCUUUCAGGGCUGGAGACGGAGGAGGGAGGCUUGGAGGACUGUCAUUCACAUGGAGCCCUGGCCCCGGGAGGAUGUGGGGGCUUCGGAGGUGGCGGUUCGCCGUCCUCAGAGUCCUUCAUCUCCUCAGAGCUCAGCGACUCAGGCUUCUACAGCGUGAGCACCGGAGAAUUCAGGCACUUCCAGAGGCUGCUGGAGAAGCGAAUGCGUCUGUACAACGCCAGGCUGCAGCACCAGGGUGAACCGUGUGAAAGGCGCGAGCGGCGUGACAGCUGCCCCAAGAGCCACCGGGAGCUGCUGGAGGCCAUACCUGAGGCGCUGACAAUGCAGCCCCAGUGUCAGCACCUGCAGCUCGGGAUGGAGGACGACACCGGGCCUGCCAUGGACAUCCCACCCCGUGGACUUUUCAGGGUUUCUUCAGUCCAGUUCCAUAAAGCCGACCGGCCCUGUCUGAACCGCCACAGCUCCAGCAGCGGAGCCCUCUUCAACCCCUCCCACACUCAUGCUGCAGUCUCACGAAUGACUGGGCCAGUGCUUUCCACCUGCAGCACUCCCUCCAGCCACAGGAGACCACUAGUAACAAUGCAGCAGCAGCAGCAGCAGCAGCAGCAGCACCUCCAGGGCUCAAGUUCAGUGGGCAUGCUGAGGAGAAGCCGAACGUUGCACCACCGCCCUCCCCCGCAGGAGUACCGGCGCCGGGCCAGCCACCCGGCUUCCCCCUCCUACUGUGCAGCAACCCUGCACCACUGUGGAGGUGUUGUUCCCUGUAAAGUCCUGCCACCAGGCCUACCAGAGGAAAGUGAGCUAGUAGAAGGCGUGAUGGCUUCCCAUCCAGCAGGCAUGACCCUCUCGCCACAACAACCCCCUGCCGCUCUGGGCCAUGUCAGGGGUACCAACAGCCAUGAGCGGCGCAUUGACCACUCUAACGGGCAGAUCACUCACCAUGACUGGUGGCACUCGCAAGAAAGAAGCUUAAUGCCUGAGCCAAUGAUGACGGAAAGGGACAGAGAGAUGGAGAGAGAACUGGAACAAAAAAGGCAAAUGCAAAAAGAGAAGGAGAUAGAGAAACAGAUACAGAUACAAGAGGAGAUGGAGAGAGAGAGGCAGCAGGAGCUUGAGAGGAGCCGAGCAAGAGAGCAGCAGCACCUCCAGAGUUUGGUCCAAUCUCCUCAUGGCGGAGACGUCAACGACACCUGGCCAAAGCCUGCCACCCGUCAGUCCCAUGGAAGUGGGGGAGGCCGAGGACUCUACAGCACCCUGGAAGGUCACAUGGGGGCUGGGGCAGCUGUUGGGCGGGACGCAAAUAAAGGACAAAUGAUUGCGAGUUUAAGCUCCAAUCCCAGUUCAAAAUUUAACCCAAGCCCUAAACCCAACGCAACCUCACGGAUGUCCAGGAACCAGCUGCUUAGAGACCGAGCGUCUCAGUUAGCGGACGAACGCAGUGGGAUGAGUACUGACGAGGAGACCAGCACUGACAUGCUGAUGGGUCGAUACUGGAGUCGAACGGAGAGGAGGGAACACUUCCUGUUGGCCCGUGAGCAGAGGAUGCAGCAACUACAGGCCAGGGCAGGGACGGUACGAGAUGCCAUCAGCAGGGGAGGACACAUGGGGGGAGGAGGAGGCUCUGUUGGGGAUGGAGGUGUACUGGACAGCAGAGGAGUUGGGGCUUUUGCAGAGGGGCGGUGCAACACGGUCCUGGAGCUUAGUCAGAGGAAGCUGAGUCGCCUGAGGAACAGAAAGCUGUUGGAUGACUGGACGACAGUAGAGGAGCUACUGACUCAUGGGACCAGGCUGGACAAUCAGGAGGACAUGCUGUGUUCCAGCUCCCUGCUGACUGUCACCACUGUCUAACUGCAUGGACACCAUGUCUAACUAUAACUCUGUGAGUGAGUGCGUGUGACAUUAAGCUAACAAUACAAUACUUUCAAAUAUAUCUUCUUAUUCUGUCUUUUCCAGAGUUACGCGACAAUUAUCUUACAAAGACAAAUCUAUGCGUCCUCUACAGAGAAAGGUCUGGGUUUUGACUUAGCUUUGCACGUAGAUUGGAAGUCGGUGGCCAUUUCUAACCUAGCUUCAAAUAAAGAGAAAAAAAAGUCCAACAACUCAGAACUGUUAAAUUUAAAUGAAUACUUUAGUCCAUUAAUUCUGCAACCAAGGCUCUUUGAAAGAAACUAAACAUACAAAGUUUGUGCGUACUUAAUUAAAUGGCACAACAUAAAAAUUCAACAGCUUUGGUUUUCUACCAAGACAGAUUUUUUUCUCUUUUAAAAAGCUGAUAGGUCAGUGGUUCCCUUUACUUCCAGUCCUUGUGAAAAACCAGACUAUAGGCUCUGUUCUUCAUAAAGUUUUUAUUAAUCAGAAUUAACGUUAUGUCAUCCUAAUUAAAUAACCCUAUUAAUUCCAGCCAACUUGUGUGCGUCACAGUUGGAGCUUAUUUGUUAAUUCUGUUUAAUUUAUCAUAAAUAAAUUAUUCUUUCUGCAUUAGCAAAACACAAACAUUAUUAAGCUCACUUAAGUCCAAGUUACAUCGGCAUAACGAUGAGGGUUAUGAAGCCCGUGAAGAACAGGUCUCAUGUUUUCUCUGUACAUGAAGCACGAAGACCCAACUGUUAUCCUUCUGGGGAAGACACAGAGUAAGAGGAUGCACAGAAAUGUUGGAUUGUUCCUUUACGAAUGCGUGCGAGAGACAGAACCUCACUGUCAUUACUGUACAUCACCUCAACUGAUAGCUUUAUGUGUGGUUGUGUGAUCACUGUACAGCACUCUGGACAAAAAAAAAGUGUGUGUCAGUGCAUGACGCUUGUGACGACAACAAGGUCAGUGAGCGCGUUUGUUUCGCAUCCCGUGUUCACCGCGUUACAUCCGAUGCUACAUUUAUUUCACGGAAUCUUAGACAGAAUUACAAAAGAAAAAGAAAAAAAAAAUUGGGCCUGGACUCAAAUCUUCAAACAGAGCAUGAGAUGUCGGGGAGCAAUACCGUCCUGUGUGAUGUACCUGGCUGUGCACUAAUGCUCGUACAAUUGCGUUUACAUCACAGAACACAUCGACUGUAGCAAUGCAGACAACGGCAACUGAGAUUUGAUGCCAAAUCCUGAGUGUGUUUUUUUUUGUUUUAAUAGAAACUGUUUACAAUUAAAAUACCUAUUGGUUGGAGCUUUUCUAACUAAAAGGCUGAAAGAUGCUAGUGCAACACUUCUAAAACUGUGUUGAUCAGUGAUGGUGAACUACUGGCUACGGAGGUUUGAAAAGGUGUUGGACUGCAGCAUUUGAUCUGUAAAAAUUAGCUGCUGCAGUGUUUGCGGUGGAUUUUAUGCUGAAUUCAUAUCUUAUUGUUCAAUUAACAGGACUGGAAAACAUGUUCCAACAACAGGGGGAGGCAGAACAGUUGCAAAGCCUUUACAACCGACAGUUACAUCUGAAGAAAAUUAAGACAGAAAAUUAAAUCAGACAGUAGAAAAAAAUAGCUAAGGAUAAUCAAUAGUCUCCUAUAUGUGUGUUACCAACUAUUCAGCUAAACCUCUUGCGUUAAUGUCGUAGUGUUGAGCUAGCAAGGGGCUUUCCACUUUCUAUCUGUUCUCAUAACAUGACAUGAAUGCAGCAUAAGAGCCCUUCGUGCCUCCUAGCUCGCCGCCGUUCCUGCCGGUGUCUCUACCAAUGGCGGGAUGUUUACAGAUCUAUGUACACAGGAAACAGUUUAUGCAUGUUUACUCAAAACUACAGAGACGUGUUGACAGUGGUGAGACAGUUUCCAAGAGAAGAAGACGCACCUUAAGUCAACUUACAGUCCGGUGGUGCAGACGCCUGCAGCGUCCGUUACGGUCAGGACAGACAGAGCUCCAGUCAGCGUUUGACAUUCCACUAAAAACCUGGACGUUGUGAGUACAUCUGAAAUCUACCGAUUCCAGGUCCACAGUUCAGGAAAAUGUGCAAUAAUACCUCAAGCUAGUUUUAAUAUGACAAUGACGGUGUUGUGCGCGCGCUACCUGCCAGGUGUCCAUCGAAUGCAGUAACUUGUUUUAAAUCAAACAGAUGCACAACGUGACAAGUCACCACAAGUGCACAGUAAUCCUGGAAUCCACAACGGCAAACAGCGAAGGUUAUGUAGAUAUUUACAUUAUUUCUUUACCUUGUUUUCCAUGAGAGGGACCUAAGAGACCAACUUUUUGCACAUCGUUUUUAUACGCAAAGUUUUCCCUAUCUUUCUGUACCAGGGACCGAGGCCAGUGGAACGACUGUAGAUAGAACGACAGUGUGUGUUGAUGUUUUCUUUAUAAAUUAUCAUAGUGAUUUAUGGAGGAAAAAAAAUGUUUAUUGUGACUGUGUUGGACAUAUUUCAAUAUUUUUCUUGUGCUGGUUUCAAAACCAACGUGAACACUUUUUAUGAUCUAUAAAAUAUUUCAAAGCUACUUAAUUUACUUAAAAGCUGGUGAAGCUCUGAUUUACCAUUUUCAAAGAGUGAACACAAAAUGUGAAUAUUAUUGUCUCUUUAAAUGGCUAAAUUGAAUUUUACUGUUGUUUUGUGUCAUUUACGACAUGUAUAUAUUGAUUUUUGUCAGACGGAGCGGUUGUGGAUGGAGCUAGUUUCGGGACAUGAUGACACCAUCAGACGCCUCCAGUGGUUUAUCAUGUGAUUCUGUAGGUUUAUAGCUGUGUUAUGGAGGCUGUACAUACAGCACAGAAAUGAACAUUGUAGUAUUAGUAGAUUUAAAACUCACAAUAUUGUCAACAAUCAUGGAUAGUGGUUCAGUUUGAAUGUUAAAUGUGACAUCCAUGAAUUAUGAGUAGGAUCACUGACACUAAUGCUUUAAAAGGGACACCACAGCAUUUUAGUUAUCCUGGAUGUUCUUUGUCUCCUCGGGCCAGACGUUUUAGAUGGAUAUUAGUUUUAUCUGUCCUUGCGUCCGUUGUAGAGAGAAGUGCAGGUCAUGUUUAAACUAACUUAGCAGUAAGUUAGAAGCAAAAGAAAAAAAAUACCUUUCAGCAUCUCGAAAGCUGCAGGAAAUAGAAACAAAAAAGGACGUAAAUAGUGAAGGGAUGCAUAGAGUCAAAUUUAGUAUAAACCCGUCUGCUAUGUGGGAUAAUGUAAAGGGAUGAGCAAAUGUGUAAGUGAUAUGAAUGAAAUAACCUGCAACGCUGUUUAAAGAACUACCAAACCCAGACAAAUGAACAAAAUCAGACGGGAAACAAAAUAAUUACAAUGGAAAACAGAUUUCAAAAAGCUAUGUGGUCUGAUUUGUGGAAUCCAGCCCAUAGGCUCCCAGAGGCCCUAAAAGUUCAUAUUAUAUGUGUGUCCUAACAUUCAUUGAUUGCAAAUCUGACAUAACUUUAAUACACUUUGCUUCAAAGCCAAAAUAGUUUUACUUUCUAUCAUGCUUGUUUGUUUUUAUCAAAUUGCUUCUAUUUUUUUUAAUGUUUGUCAAGUAAAUAGCACAAAAAAACUCAGACAAGGUAGUAUUAUUCUAAUUCAUUCAUUCAUUCAGCUUGCUUUUUUUAUCUGACCAAAACUGAAAAACCAAAAGGUGUUAAGAUUACUAUUGUAAGAAAAAAAAAACUGCUACAGUGUUCCCGCUAAAAUCAGUGGUUAAUAGCAGGUUUUCUUUUCUCAUUCACACUCGGCUUCGUUUUCAUGUGAAUUUCUCUUGCCAUGUUCCCACAACUCUAAUUGGCUUGGUCGUUCUUUCCAAGAAAAUAUCCAAUACUACGUGUAACACCGGACAACUGAAUCACUGGACAAAUCAGAGAUGUGAUGGAGAGGUAGAACCAGGCUAGUUCAGGCAAAGGGUAGAGACUAGAGUUUAAAAUGAAACAGCUGCUGAGUUAGUUUCUCUUUGACCGAACCAGGCUAGCAGUUCCCUAGUGCUUCCAUCAUCCUGGAUAUCUCUCUCUCUCUAUAUAAGGACCGCAAAUAACUAACAUCCAUCCUUUCAUCUGACUCCAAAGAAUUCAAAGAACAAAAAGGUUCAGAGAAGUGUCACGCUGUUCAUUUAGACCACAUUUAGCACUCAGAGUCAGAGAGGAAAGACGUGGGAUCGAACCUCCACCAUGUUUAUUUCCACGAUUUCCCUUUUCUCUGUGUAGGCUGUGACUCAAACAGCCUGAAUAAUGGAUGACGAAGAGAGAAAUAUUUGCCCCCACCCCUCCUCUCCCUCUCCCUUUUUCACCCUCUUUGCUUACGUUACAGAAGGACACGGAGGGCUGAAAAUAGCGCUGCUGUCCUCAUGUGAUGUGAAAUUAAAAGCACACUGGAGCGGAGAUACUUGCUGCUGGGGAACUUGACACUCGUUUUACUCCAUCUGACAAUCCCUCCAUCCAGCCUGCAACACCACCUCCAUCUGUCUGUGCCAGGGUGCUUUUCACUACAGCAAGACUUUUGGAAUAUGAUGAUGUACAUGUGAUUGUAAUAAAGAGAUUUUAAUUAGCUAUGA
Messenger RNA from Mugil cephalus (flathead mullet), 7533 nucleotides. RefSeq lists its product as uncharacterized. The record is from RefSeq and is a predicted model, not a curated record. Bases 539 to 2959 code for a protein of 806 amino acids. Lineage: Eukaryota; Metazoa; Chordata; Actinopteri; Mugiliformes; Mugilidae. The transcript has 6 exons.